UCUACAACAUAUCUACAAAUUUGUUUAAAUCCACUUUCGUGCACAAAUUGGCUGAGUGAUAUUCUAAUACAAUGGCAUAUGAAACAUCGUAUGCUAUUGGGCUUAAGCCCUUCUCCCCUGAUCCCAAUCGUGGCAAGUGGGAUAAGCCCACGGACUAUUUAUUCGCCUGCUUUGGAUUAGCCUUGAAGUUGGAUGUCUUUGUGGCAUCGUUUUGGAUGUUCUACGGCAUGGGCAUUUUAGGAAUACUGUCGUACUUUGUCUAUAUGGCCAUUUAUCUGGUUCCCAUCAUGGUAAUUCACUCCUUCAUGGGUCAGUUUUCCAGCAGCGGGUUCAUCUCCGCCUUUCGCCUGUCGCCAUUUUUCAAGGGCAUGGGAUAUGUGAGUGCAUUUUUAUCUAUCUUCAUGCUUAUUUACUAUAGCAUUUUCGCUGCGGUUCCUCUGCUCUUCAUAAUAAACUCAUUCCGACCCACCUUACCAUGGAGUUGUGAAGGGCUGAGUUCUUGGUACAAUGGAAAUGCUACUAAUUGUAAGAACGAACUAGUCUUGGAUGAUUUUAAAACGCAAUACAACACCACUUUUAAAGUCUUUCAUAUACCUUCCGUGCGAUACUUUCAAUCAAUUAUAAAUGAUGGUCACAAAAAUCACUUUGCUGCACUUUUAUAUCAUCCGGAUGCGCUUGAGGUUUCAAAUCAGGAUUUCGAGUUAUCUUGGCAUUUUGUGGGCCUCUUCGCAAUCAUUUGGGCUGUAAUUGCAUUCAUUUUUUAUAAAUUCUCGGAGACGGCCAAGUUUGGAAAACUUAUACGCUACAUGGUAAUUGUCACCCUGGUUCUUCUUCUGGUGUGCUUUGUGCGAUUCCUGUUCCUUCCUGAAGCUAUUAACGGACUCAACAGAUAUGUGAUUCCAAGUUCAGCUAAUAUGGCCAUGGGACUAUCCUCCACAUUUAUCAUGGUCCUUCAUGCAUUCGGAGCAGGAUGGGGCAGUGUAAUAGCCCUGUCCAGUUUCAAUGGGUUUAAGACAAACAUAAUGUCGUAUAGUUGGAUUAUUUCCUUUGGACAGAUCUUCAUUUACAUCAUGUUUGGCAUGGUUACCUUUAUGUUGGAAUGUUACUUGAAUGAACUCUCUGAAAGUGAUCAUUACACAUAUUCAAUGCGCCAUUGGCUGAUAUAUUUGUCAAGUGCUUCUGUCUUGACCACAAUGGCUUGGCCAAACCUAUGGAUUUUUAUUUACUAUUCUAUGCUCUUUUUAGCUGCUCUAAUUGUGAUGACAACGCAGAUAUUCACAGUUUUGCAAAGUUUGUUUGAUGAGUUUGAAAUACUUAGAGUGAGAAAGCAGCAGGUAACUUUUGGCUUAAUUGGAGGCAUUGCAGUAUGCUCCCUUUACUUUUGCACAAAUCAUGGCUGUGUUCUCUUUUCGGUUUUGGGUCUUGAUGCCUUCUUCUCACAUAGUCUGCUGCAUUUGCUGCUCCUCUUGGUGGUUUUGUGGAUCUAUGGACGAGAACGAUUCCAGCGGGAUAUCGAGUUUAUGCUGGGCCAGCAUUUUGCCUCCUGGAAGGUCUUUAUACUCCGCUUCAUAGCUCCAAUACUUUUAGUCAUAUGUCUGUUCGUCGGAAUCCUUCUGUCCCAUUUGAAGCAUACUAUUUCCACAGACGUGGUCGUCGUGAUGUCCAUUGUCCUCGUAGAUUUGCCCAUUUUGGCAAUUCCUGUAUACGGAUUGUACCAUCUUUACCAGCGCACUGGCACCUUUUGGGAACGCUUCAAACGCACCUGUCGACCCACCGAUUGGUAUCCGCUUGAGAUGGAGCACCGCCAGAAGUACGAGGAAGCUUUAAACAAUUUGGAUAUGACCCAACAGCUGUGCGAGGUUACUGAGGAGGUCAACUAG
Drosophila santomea is the source of this 1880-nucleotide messenger RNA. Its product is annotated as sodium- and chloride-dependent neutral and basic amino acid transporter B(0+)-like. The transcript has 9 exons. Gene Ontology annotation, biological process: sodium ion transmembrane transport. The coding region runs from base 72 to 1880 and encodes 602 amino acids. The record is from RefSeq and is a predicted model, not a curated record. NCBI's taxonomy places the organism in Eukaryota, Metazoa, Arthropoda, Insecta, Diptera, Drosophilidae. Gene Ontology annotation, cellular component: membrane.